Branchiostoma floridae (Florida lancelet) is the source of this 1280-nucleotide messenger RNA. Its product is annotated as G-protein coupled receptor 54-like. Lineage: Eukaryota; Metazoa; Chordata; Leptocardii; Amphioxiformes; Branchiostomatidae. Gene Ontology annotation, molecular function: G protein-coupled peptide receptor activity. The record is from RefSeq and is a predicted model, not a curated record. The transcript is spliced from 3 exons. Gene Ontology annotation, biological process: neuropeptide signaling pathway. The coding region runs from base 1 to 1218 and encodes 405 amino acids. Gene Ontology annotation, cellular component: membrane.
AUGGAUAACUUCACGGAAAACUUUAUCGGCAACACCAGCGCCUCGAAUCUGACGGCUUUCUGGCUGCGCUGGAACCUGUCGGCUUACUGGCUGGACUGGAACCAGACAGAUUACUGGAUGGACUGGAACCAAACAGAUCACUGGAUGGACUGGAACCUGACGGAUUAUUGGCUGGACUGGAACCUGACGGCUUACGGCAUUGCCUCAAACCUGACGUCUGACGGGCUGACCGCCGUGGCUUAUGUCAUGCCGACCGUCUGCGGAGUCAUCUUGUUGAUCGGGGGCAUCGGCAACUCGCUGGUUAUCUACAUCGUGGCGCGCUACAGCGAGAUGAGAACCGUCACCAACUAUUACAUCGUCAAUCUGGCCGUCACCGACCUGGCCUUCCUGGUUUGUUGUAUCCCCUUCAUUAGCAUCAACUACCUGAUGUACGGCUGGAUCUUCGGCAAAACCCUGUGCACCUUCGUCUUCUACAUGAUGCAGGUAACAGUCCAGGCUACGUGCAUCACGCUUGCAGUGCUGAGUAUUGACCGCUACUGCGCCGUUGUACAUCCGCUCCGCUCCAUCAACUUCCGCACGCCCAAGGUGGCCGCAAUUACCAGUUGCUGCACAUGGAUAGGUUCAUACCUCCUUGCCCUGGCUCUUGGUAUGAACCUUCAACUCAUAGAAGUCGACAACUUCGGGCCUCAGGAGAUCUGCAAGGAUAUCUGGCCCAAUCCGUAUGCACAGAGAAGCUUCAUGCUCUACACCUUCCUCAUCACCUACGUCAUCCCGCUGCUCAUCUGCACCGUCAGCUGCUCCCUCAUCGUCCGCAGCAUCCUCAACCGCUUCAGCAUGAACCACGCCCAGGAGGCGGACGUCGACGCCCAGCUGGCCCGUCGGACAUCCUGCAUGGUGGUGGGUGUGGUGGUUCUCUUCGCCGUCUGUUGGCUGCCAAAUCAUGUCAUUAACAUGUGGGCUGUGUUUAAGCCAGUUAUGCAGAAUAUCUCCGAAACAACCUACUGGCUUAAGACCGUUGCGUUGAUUCUCUGUUAUUCCAAUUCUGCGGUAAACCCUUUCGUGUACACCCUGUUAGGGGAAAACUACCGCCGAUGUAUCAAGCUGUCCUUCCCAUGUCUGUUCAGACAGGAACAACCCAAACAGGGUUCGUUCAGUGCAAAAGACGCAUCUAAUGAAGUUGUAAAGAUGACUUGUUUUGAUCCAGAUAAACCAAAAUAGCACGACGCGGAAACUUUUUAUUGAAGCAUGCUUAAAUGUAACGUGCAUAUAUACAUAACGUU